This is a messenger RNA of Colletotrichum tamarilloi, 2103 nucleotides long. RefSeq names its product major facilitator superfamily transporter. The transcript has 5 exons. Gene Ontology annotation, biological process: transmembrane transport. Gene Ontology annotation, cellular component: membrane. The coding region runs from base 1 to 2103 and encodes 700 amino acids. Gene Ontology annotation, molecular function: transmembrane transporter activity. The record is from RefSeq and is a predicted model, not a curated record. Lineage: Eukaryota; Fungi; Ascomycota; Sordariomycetes; Glomerellales; Glomerellaceae.
AUGAUGGCAGAAGUAACGAAAUCCACGGACAUCAAAGGCCUACACAAAAAUGGCUCACUCAACGAUGAAGAAACCGGCGGAUCGCACUCAGAGGCACCCCUCGAGGUCCACGCAGACGAAGACAUCGUAGCGCGGAUGAACAACCUUGAUCCGCCUGUGACGCCAGAGGAGGAGAGACGCGUACGGAGAAAGAUUGAUAUGCGACUGCCUCCCUUCCUGCUCAUUCUCUAUAUGUUCACCUGGCUGGACCGUGGGGCGCUGGGGAACGCGGCGCUGAUGGGGAUCAAGGAAGAUCUUGGGUUCACGAGCAGAGACUUCUCUCUCGCCGUGAGCAUGUUCUUUGUCGGCACGGCGAUUUCUGACCUGUUUACGAAUAUUGGGAUGAGGUAUAUCCGGCCUUCGGUGUACCUUGCUACGGCUAUGAUCAUCUGGGGCAUCUUUGCGACGCUGCAAGCUGUUGCCGGCGGUCCCAGCGGGAUGUUCGCGAUCCGGUUCUUCCUUGGCAUCUUUGAAGCGGCCUUCAUCUCCGGGGCGCCGUAUCUGACGACUGUUCUCUACCCCAGAGCUGAAUGGGGCCGUCGCAUAAGCGUCUACCUCUCAGCAACCCCCCUCGCAGGCGCCUUCGGCGGCUGGGUAGCCUACGGCGUCUCCAACAUCUCCAACCCGCUCAUAAAGCACUGGCAAGCCCUCUUCGUCAUCGAGGGGCUCGUCACCAUCCUCUUCGGCGUAGCCUGCAUCUGGGUCCUGCCCGACCGCCCACACAACACGCACUGGCUCACCCCGCGCGAGCGCGACGUCGCCACCUGGCGGAUGAUGCGUGACGGUAACCGCACGCACGGCAAAGUCCACUGGCGCACGACGGCGGCGCAACUGACGGGGGACUGGCGGCUGUGGCUGAACAUUGCGAUUUACAUGGGACAGGUGCUGCAGACGUACACGAUUGCGACGUUUACGCCGAUUAUUGUGGCAACGUUUGGGUAUGAUAAUGUCAAGGCGCAGUUGAUGACGGCGCCGCCGUAUUGUGUUGCGUUUGUCAUGGUGUUUGUUGUCGGGUGGGCGAGUGAUCGGCUCCAGUGGUGUUCCAGCCGCCCGGGACAGCCGUUGGCGGUGCAGUCUCUCUAUAUCGGUGCCAAAGUAGAAGGAGCGUCCAGUCGGCUACGGAAUGAGGAUGGGCUGGCCCUCACGGCGUCGGAGAUGACGUUCCUGCAAGCCGCCGCGGAUCGAUUUGGACUAUGUCUCACCACCGGCGUCGGAUUUCCAGCACGCUACGAUGCGCUUACGGACAUUCGGCUCGGCAAGAACACACUUGGAACGUUUGAUGCUACGGGUGAAGAUGACCCGUACUCCGGCAGCAGCGACGCAAGACGUCUGCUGGAAUCAGCACCGCGGCGCGAGACAGUCCAUCUUGAUUUCUUCGUAGGCAACCAUCAAGAGUGGUCCGCCAUGGAUUGGUCCAGCGUCAGGAACCUGCACUUGCGGCAACUAGAGAGCGAUGACAUCCGUGUGACGGAUUUGUCGACGUUUUCCCAUUCUAUCAGACGACCGCGAGGAUUGGAUUGCAGCGGUGACGACGGGACGUUGCCGGAACCUCGAACUGCUCAAGUUUACCUGAAACACUCGCUCCGUGGUCAAUCAUCGAAAGGCUGCCACCAAAGACACGCUGGCUGUAUGUUCCCGCGGACCACUCACUUCAAAGAGACGGACAACACGAUCACUCAGAGUGGCUCAACAACUUUAGCGGGUUGGAUGGUCCACUCUGUGAGAGUGUUUGAAGAUGGAAACCUCCCAAACCUCGAAUGGUUGGUCAUUCCGGCCUUCGAAUGUCCACACGGUCAGCAGUGUCUGUCUACACCGAAGAACGAGCUCAAUAAAGGCUUUGUGCAGAAGUUCCCAACCCCUUCAUCUUUGGAAACAGAUGUUGCCAUCGUGGUGUGUAAGGUAUCGAGGAAUGUUCGGGAAGGACUGUUCAUGCUCCUCACGUCAGGGCUGCCCUGUAGCAUGGAAUUCGAUGACCUCCGUUGCAAAGUGGAGAUGCAGCCGGGCCACUCACCUAGCCUGAGUGCUUCUGAGCUGCAGGUGAAGCUCAUUCCCUCUGCUAAUUAG